CCCCACAUCUUCAACAUUGGACAGGUGGCCGCCAAUUUCACCGAAUACACAGAAGGUGGUCGUGCUUCGCAAGUGAAAAUGCCCAAAAUGAUCGCACAUAAAUCGUUGGCCGAAUCGCUUAAAGAUCCGGAAAUCUUGAUUUGGGACUUUGCAAAAAUGGAAUAUCCAACGCAGCUGCAUGCACUCUGGCAGGCGCUAUACAAAUUCGAAGAAAAGCACGGUCGUCAUCCGAAGCCACGUUGUGAUACAGAUGCUGAACUGCUCAAGAAAGAGUUACCGAGUGGAAGUGAAGUCGAUGAAAAACUACUGAAAAUGUUCAGUUAUCAGGCGUCGGGUAAUUUGGUAUCAAUCGCAUCAGUGGUUGGAGGUAUUGCGGCGCAGGAAGCGAUGAAAGCUGUCACACAUCAUAUGAACCCGUUGAAGCAGUAUCUUUACAUCGAUUGUAUCGAGGCGCUUCACGGAGAAUGGUCACCGUACGAUUGUUCCAAAUUGACUGUCGACGAUUGCAAAGCGCGGAAUUGCCGCUAUGACGGGCAGAUUGCUGUAUUUGGUGAGGCAUACCAGAAAGCGUUGAUGAAACAAAAGUACUUCAUUGUGGGUGCUGGUGCGAUCGGAUGUGAACUGUUGAAGAAUCUGGCGAUGAUGGGUGUCGGGUGCGAUGCGGCUGGCGAAGGCAAGGUGAAGAUCACCGAUAUGGAUCAAAUUGAGAUCAGCAAUUUGAAUCGACAGUUUCUGUUUCGACGAAACGACGUCGGUUGCAAAAAGUCCGAAGUGGCCGCGCGUGCCGUGAUGGCGUUCAAUCCGAAUCUUAACAUUGAAGCGCUCUCCGAACGCGUUGGAGCCGAUACGGAGGGUAUUUUCACCGAUGAUUUCUUCGCCGAUUUGCACGGCGUAUUGAACGCGCUGGACAAUUUGGACGCUCGACGCUAUAUGGAUCGUCGGUGUAUUUACUAUCGUUUACCACUGCUCGAAUCCGGUACUAUGGGUACAAAAGGCAACAUCCAAGUGAUCUAUCCACAUCUCACCGAAUCCUACGGUUCGUCGGCGGAUCCACCCGAAAAGGACAUCCCGAUUUGUACGUUGAAGAAUUUCCCGAAUGAAAUCCAACACACAAUUCAGUGGGCACGUGAACUGUUCGAAGGGUUGUUCUCGAAUCCGGCUGAACGAGUGAAUCAGUUUCUGUCCGAUGAGCGCGCCUUCUUGGAGCGAGUCGAGCAGAUGAGCGCCCAUCAACGAAUCCAAGUGUUGGAUCAAGUGAAACGUGCCCUCAUUGACGAUAAACCGGCGGAUGCUGAAGACUGUGUGAAAUGGGCACGUUUACUGUUCCAAGAGAACUACCACAACGCUAUCGCCCAGCUGCUGCACACGUUCCCACCCGAUCAAAUGACUAGUCAAGGAGUGAAAUUUUGGUCAGGCUCAAAGCGUUGCCCACAUGUGCUCGACUUUGACAUCAACAAAGAGGAGCAUUUCAAUUUCGUCUAUGCCGCAUCGAUACUUCGCGCCGAACAGUACAAUUUGGAGCCAAUCCUCGAUCAGAAACGUAUCAUGAAAGUGCUGUCAACCAUCAAACCAGAGCCAUUCAAACCGAAAAGUGGUGUGAAGGUGGCGUUGACAGAGGCUGAGGCCAAAGAACAGUCGGAAAUGAUCAACGAAAAUGAUGCCGAUGCUCAAAUCUCAGCGCUCAAAAUCAAACUAGCCAAAUUGAACACGAAGACGUUGCAGAGGCUGACACCAAUAGAUUUCGAGAAAGACGAUGACACAAAUCAUCAUAUGGAGUUCAUCACGGCCGCGUCGAAUCUUCGUGCUGAAAAUUACGAUAUUCAACGUGCCGAUCGUAUGAAGACGAAGCAAAUCGCUGGCCGUAUCAUACCGGCAAUAGCCACAACCACAGCGACAGUGGCUGGUUUGGUGUGUGUUGAACUGUAUAAACUGAUCAAUGAUCCUGAACAGCAUCCAAAACAGUUAUUAGUGCCUAUCGACCAGUUCAGAAAUGGCUUCUUGAAUAUGGCACUUCCAUUCUUUGCAUUCUCCGACCCGAUUGCUGCACCGAAGAAGAAGUACAACGGUCAAACAUUUACGUUAUGGGAUCGUCUGGAGAUCCAAGGACCAAAAUCGCUCAAAGAACUUAUCGAUUGGAUUCAAGAGCAAUCGAAGUUGGAAGUUUCAAUGCUGUCAUCCGGUGUCUCGCUCAUAUAUAGCUUCUUCAUGAGUGGUGCGAAACGAGCUGAACGUAUGAACCAAGAGUAA
Messenger RNA from Anisakis simplex (herring worm), 2247 nucleotides. NCBI's taxonomy places the organism in Eukaryota, Metazoa, Nematoda, Chromadorea, Rhabditida, Anisakidae. The record is from the annotation of a GenBank genome assembly.